Thunnus maccoyii (southern bluefin tuna) is the source of this 3281-nucleotide messenger RNA. Its product is annotated as cathepsin K-like. The record is from RefSeq and is a predicted model, not a curated record. Lineage: Eukaryota; Metazoa; Chordata; Actinopteri; Scombriformes; Scombridae. Gene Ontology annotation, molecular function: cysteine-type endopeptidase activity. Gene Ontology annotation, cellular component: lysosome. The transcript has 8 exons. The coding region runs from base 1529 to 2521 and encodes 330 amino acids. Gene Ontology annotation, biological process: immune response.
CAUUAAUUACUCCUGUUAACUGAAACAAUGCUUUUGAUACCUUGACUUGCAUGUGGUGCAGCAAUGUAGCACCUUCUACGCUACAAAAAAUGUUGGCUGGGAAAAUAAUCCAGGCAAUAAUUUCACUUCCUCUCAAAACACAACUGGCGAAACAAAUUAGUAGUAAACAGAAUCUACAUCAUAAACCCUGCAUCAUACUUUACAUGGCUGGAGGAUUACUGUCAUUUAUUUACUGUGAUAAUGUUGGAUGUCUAUGUUAAACAGAGUCAAAGUUCCAAAACUUGAUGUGAACAUAUGUAAAAAUGUUUCCUAAAGGUCAAAGGCCAGGGCUUCAUGCUGCUCUGAACAUUUCAAUUACUUCUACUUCCCCAUCAAACUGAUAUCUGAUCAUUUACCCACACCCACAAACAGCCAUGAGUUCUGCAGUCUUUGUUGCUAAGGUUGUUCCACCGGCUGUUCACAUAUUUUGGAUCAGAUUUUGGCUCGAACAUGAACGGAUGUAUUUGAGGAGUCUACAUUUGGAGUAAAAUCCCAGUGAAAUCCUAUGACUAUUGUUUAUAGCUACCCAAUCAGAACAGAGUGGGCUCAAUAAACAUAUAGACCUGGAAAUGUCCCCUUUAAGUAGCCUAAUAAGUGAAAUAUUACAAAUAAACAGCAGGGCUUAUAAACAACUUUGCACUUUCUUUAGUUCAGUAUCCUUUUCAUUUCCUCUUGUAAAAGGGCGAUUUUGCAGCUCCAAAACAAAUACAGACAAUCUUCUCCAAGUUGUUGCUGUUAAAGAUUAUGUGACAUUGCUGAGGAAGGAUUUUUUACUUUCUCAUCAAUCCCUGGAAAUUAAUUCAACAGAAAAGUGUCACAUUGCAUUUUAAUGGAUGUUACUUUACAUAAACAUUAGGUUCGGAAAAAAUGCUGGAGAGAGGUGUAAUGUAUUCCAAAUUCACCUGGUUCUGUCAAGCCAGUAGACCGCCUCAGGGUUCAUCCAUUCAUCUACAUUAAGUACAGAAUUAUUCUUUAAAAUGCUUUACUGUUAUUUAAACUAAGUAAUAGCUGCAGUCUGGAAGCCUUUUCCUCUUUGAUAUCAUGUUGAUUCAUACACAUUACAGCCCAGAGCAAAGUGCAUAAAGUUUUACAAAGGUCUGAUAAAUUAUUAAACUGGCGUUUGAGGUUCGACAGAGAAUAUAGUCCAACAUCUAACUUUAAUUAAAAAAAAUCCCAAGUAUUUUUAAGCAGCGUCAGAGCACAGAGUUCACUGCCAGUCUGUGAAGUUGUCAGCGACGUCUGUGUAAUCCGACACCUGACAUCAUCUGGUUUAUGGAUCCUUGCUCUCCGAGUGAAACCAGAUGUAAUUCCCCCACUUUGGAAAAAAAAAAAAAAAGAAAAACUCCUCCCCAAACCUGGAGCUCCCAUUGUACUUCCUCAAAAUCCAACAGAUAUAAACUCACACACUGACCUACUUCGGCAGCAGCAGAGGAACACAGCAGUAGACUCAAGAGGACUUCACCAAACUCUGACUUUUUUGGAUUUAAGGAUGUUGCCGUGCGUGUGUGUGUUGCUGCUGGUGGCCUCAGCUCUGGCCCAUCUGGACGAAGUCACUCUGGACGCCCAGUGGGAGCAGUGGAAGGUCACACACAGGAGAGAAUACAACGGCCUGGAUGAAGAGGGUAUUCGCAGGGCCAUCUGGGAGAAGAACAUGCUUAUGAUCGAUGCACAUAACCAGGAGGCAGCGCUGGGCAUACACUCCUUUGAGAUGGGGAUGAACCACCUGGGAGACAUGACGUCAGAGGAAGUGGUCGAGAAGAUGACUGGCCUGCAGGUCCCGAUGAACAGCGAGCGCAGCUUCACCAUGGCCCUGGAUGACAAGGUGUCCAAAAUUCCCAAAUCUGUCGACUACCGCAAGAAGGGCAUGGUGACUCCAGUGAAGAACCAGGGUGCCUGUGGCUCUUGCUGGGCCUUCAGCUCCGCCGGGGCCCUUGAAGGCCAGCUGGCCAAGCAGACAGGGCAGCUGCUAGACCUCAGUCCUCAGAACCUGGUGGACUGCGUCACAGAGAACGACGGCUGUGGAGGAGGAUACAUGACCAACGCCUUCCGAUAUGUGCAAGAAAACGGAGGCAUUGACUCUGAGGCGGUUUACCCAUACGUUGGACAGGACCAGCCCUGUCGCUACAACUCAACAGGCAUGGCAGCUCAAUGCAAAGGUUACAAGGAGGUCCCGGUAGGCGACGAGCACUCGCUGGCUGUGGCGUUGUUUAAAGUGGGUCCGGUGUCUGUGGGCAUUGAUGCCACGCAGAGCAGCUUCCAGUUCUACCAGAGAGGUGUUUACUACGACCGCAACUGUAACAAAGAUGACAUCAAUCACGCCGUGCUGGCAGUGGGCUACGGAGUCACCCCCAAGGGCAAGAAGUACUGGAUUGUCAAGAACAGCUGGAGCGAGAGCUGGGGCCACAAGGGCUACAUCCUGAUGGCACGUAACCGUGGCAACCUCUGCGGCAUCGCCAACCUCGCCAGCUACCCCAUCAUGUGAGGAGAAGAGUGUGAAGCUCAGCGGAAGACAAAGGAGAUCAAAGGGACUUUGCUAAGACUACUACACACAAAGAACACGCUUGGAUUGUACGCAGAGUUCAUUCCAAAAUGUCAGCAAUCACUACAAACAAUUACAAGACAUAUUUCUUGGUUUACUAAUACAUAUUUGAAUUACUUCACUGUACAAUACAAUAAAACUCAAAUUGGUCUUAUAGUCUUUUGUGAUUAACUCUUCCGGUGAUGAAAAGGGUCAAAUGUUGUGGAGUCUUGGAUUCCAACAUCCUUAAAAAUGUCUGAUGAGGACAUCUGGUUAUCUUGAGUUGAAGCACUUUAAACCCCUUUUCAUUCAUAUCUCCAAACCAACAGACCUCCAAUCUGGUCCAAAAUGGCAACACAUAGUAACAUAGAACAAAGGUUGGUUUUGUGCCAAAAUGCCAAGUUGAAUCUACAAACCCACCAGGCACAACCAACAUUUUCACAGUAUUUGGCUGGUAGUCAGUGAUAGUUUCAGUCCCUAGUUUUUAAUUACAGUCUGUGUGAUAACCAAUGAUGUUUUCAAUUCAGUGUGACAGGAACCGUUGCUGGGCAAUGGGAGCUCCUCCUUUCCUGUUGAUGAAGAGAAAAGUCUCUUCCUUUAAAAUCGUAACUAGUUUUUCUUAUUGAUCAUGUUGACUUUUGUUAUUGUUCUGUUCAGCACUUUUCUGAUGAUUAAACUGUAAACUGAUGUUUUCUAUGAAAUUAAAUAAAGGUUUCAUUUUGAA